Molecule: messenger RNA, 327 nt
Organism: Paraphaeosphaeria sporulosa
Lineage: Eukaryota; Fungi; Ascomycota; Dothideomycetes; Pleosporales; Didymosphaeriaceae
Exons: 1
Coding region: 43-291 (82 amino acids)
Source: RefSeq, a predicted model, not a curated record
AGGAGGUGGGAAGGUGAGGGGAGGUUGAGGAGGUUGUGGUAGAUGCUUUGGAUGGAUGAGGGUGGUAGAGAAGAAGAGGAGGGUGGGGAUAGGAGGGGUUUGUUUCAGCUUUCGGGGCUUGACUGUGGGGCUGGUUUUUGGCAUGUGCAUUGCAUAGAUGGUACUAGAGACCAUUUGAGGUUCAGUUUGAGAGGGCCUUUUUGCCUGUUCAUCGUCACUUUUACCGUACUGAUUCUACUCAGGGUGUUUGCUGGGCGCUCCGUUGAUCAUGGGCUUACGAAAUCAACAUGACUCUGGCAUUGGAAUAAUGAUAUCAUGCAAUUGACG